Molecule: messenger RNA, 210 nt
Organism: Echinops telfairi (small Madagascar hedgehog)
Lineage: Eukaryota; Metazoa; Chordata; Mammalia; Afrosoricida; Tenrecidae
Product: cytochrome c oxidase assembly factor 5-like
Exons: 1
Coding region: 1-210 (69 amino acids)
Biological process (GO): mitochondrial respiratory chain complex IV assembly
Cellular component (GO): mitochondrion
Source: RefSeq, a predicted model, not a curated record
AUGCCCCGAUAUUAUGAAGACAAGCCGAGGGCGGCGCAUAAGGACCUGGCCCCCUGUCUGCUGCAGUCGGACUGUGAGCUCCAGGAAGGAAAAACUCCGCGGCAGUGUUUGAAGCAAGGAAACUGUAGAGCAUUGCAAUACUCAUUUUUGGAAUGUAAAAGGUCAAUGUUGGAUACCAGAUCAAGAUUCAGAGGGAAGAAAGGAUAUUGA